AGCCAUUAUCCCUUUUUCAAGUAGGUUACCAUGAUAACAAACAAAGAGAAACUUAAAAACUUGGAGAUCAGGAUCAGUGUAGGCGGUCUGCAGGAGGGCUUGAGACGCAUGGAGGCAGGUAUAGCCGAGAAGCUCCACCAGAUCGAAACUACCCUCCAGCGAUUAACGAAAGCCUUGGGGUUGAACCCAAAAGGCUCCAGCAGCCAUACUGCGAGCCAAACUGGCCAAGCGUGGCCAAACAGAGAUGACGGAAUGGAGCUCAUCAACUCCACAUCUCUUCCCAACUAUGAGGAUGCUUUAACAAAGAGAUCAGAAAACCAGAUGGGUAACCCUUAUUUGAUGGAAUUAAGUACGGGAUCAAUUCCAAUGAGUCAUAGUCCAAUUCUGGCGAUGUUUUGCAUCAUGGCGAGUCCUAGCAGAAACCAAAUGAUGAUGGGGAGUGAUAAUGUGUGGUUGUUCUUAUCUGUGAGUAGUAGCACUAUAUCUAGUGGUGUGCAUUUCAUAAACUUGCCUACUCCUAUUGCUUUGUUGACUGGACAGCAACUUGGCUCUGCAACGAGUCAUAAUAACUCAGUUGGUGGCGAUAGUCAUUAGGGCAUGUUUGGCGCGUUAAAUGCGUAUCAUCCGAUUCCCCCCAACACUAUCAAUAUCUCCAAUUCGAUUAGGUCAGGGGCGGUCCCAUCAUCAGCAUCAUGGAGGAGGAGAAGAGGGAGCAUGACGCAAGUCAUAAUUCUUCUCAACAAAAAUUACAAUAUAUAUAUAUAUAUAUGUGCAAGUAUAUUUUUACAAAAGAAAAAAAAAGUUCAAUGACUAGAAACUUGAGGACAAGGUUCCUAUAAAGAGGGGAGUAGUGAUACACCACAAAUAUCACAGAGACAGCGGGUACCCAAUCCUAGAUAUUUUAGCAACCGCCUUCCAUGACUGGGUCAACCACCAAGCAGUUGAAGAAGCAGUUUCCCAACAAAUAGUUGCAAAAGCAGUUCUCCCAUGACCACCAUGCAGUUUCUCCAAAACAAUCUUUUAUUUCUAACUUCUUAGAUCAUGCCCCUGCUUAUCAGGGAGCAGUUAUGUUACCUAUUUUAUUUAAGCAUGUAUGCAGUAAGGAAAGGGGGAAAAUUUUAGUAAUCAAAACUUGUGGUUUCUUUCUCACCUUAAGAGAAAAUUUGUUUUUAAUUUUUCUGUUCUGACUGGGACCUAUCAGGAUGUUCGGAAUUUAUUAGAAAUUGGCUUAAAAAGAUUUAAAGACUCUAGAAAUCUGGAAUUUAUUCCACCUUCCAACAACAGUUUCACGUGUUACAGAACCUUCAGAACCUGAUCCUUUUCUUGUGUUUUCCCAGCUUAAAUCUGCAACUUUUUUCCAGGUAAGAUGGGUGAUAAUCUAAUGAAUGCAAGUAUGGAUAUUUUUAGCUUACAUUGCAUUCGGUAAAACCUUUCAAAAUUAAAACCAAAGUGGCAUUUAAAAUGAAAAGGGUGAGUGAGUUCUCAUUUGCAUUUUUGAUGAUUCUAUGAACUAUUUUAAUUGUUUUUAAUGUGGAAUGUUGAUGUUUACAUGCAAUAGAUGAUGGAAAUGAUAUUUUAAAAACAGAAAAUGGGAAAUAGAUGAUACA
This is a messenger RNA of Carica papaya (papaya), 1607 nucleotides long. The record is from RefSeq and is a predicted model, not a curated record. NCBI's taxonomy places the organism in Eukaryota, Viridiplantae, Streptophyta, Magnoliopsida, Brassicales, Caricaceae.